Messenger RNA from Peromyscus californicus insignis, 2593 nucleotides. It is a transcript of the gene Fgf23, whose product is annotated as fibroblast growth factor 23. Gene Ontology annotation, cellular component: cytoplasm. Gene Ontology annotation, biological process: regulation of cell migration; fibroblast growth factor receptor signaling pathway; positive regulation of gene expression. Gene Ontology annotation, molecular function: growth factor activity; type 1 fibroblast growth factor receptor binding. NCBI's taxonomy places the organism in Eukaryota, Metazoa, Chordata, Mammalia, Rodentia, Cricetidae. The coding region runs from base 1 to 756 and encodes 251 amino acids. The record is from RefSeq and is a predicted model, not a curated record. The transcript is spliced from 3 exons.
AUGCUGGGGACCUGCCUCAGACUCCUGGUGGGUGCUCUGUGGAGCGCCUGCAGCUGGGGCACUGUUAGAGCCUACCUGGACACCUCCCCACUGCUUGGCUCCAGCUGGGGCAGCCUGACCCAUCUGUACACAGCUACAGCCAGGAACAGUUAUCACCUCCAGAUCCACAAGGAUGGCCAUGUAGAUGGCACACCCCAUCAGACCAUCUAUAGUGCCUUGAUGAUUAGAUCAGAGGAUGCCGGCCUCGUGGUCAUAACAGGAGCCAUGACUAGAAGGUUCCUUUGUAUGGAUCUCAGAGGCAACAUUUUUGGAUCACAUCAUUUCAGCCCGGAGAACUGCAGGUUCCGUCAGAGGACUCUGGAGAACGGCUACGAUGUCUACCUGUCGCCGCAGCAUCACUACCUGGUGAGCCUGGGCCGCGCCAAGGGCCCCUUCCAGCCGGGCACCAACCCGCCGCCCUUCUCGCAGUUCCUGGCGCGCAGGAACGAGGUCCCGCUGCUGCGCUUCCACACCGCGCGGCCACGGCGCCACACGCGCAGCGCCGAGGACCCUCCCGAGCGCGACCCCCUGAACGUGCUCAAGCCGCGGCCCCGUGCCACGCCCGUGCCCGUAUCCUGCUCCCGGGAGCUGCCGAGCGCCGAGGAAGGCGGCCCCGCCGCCAGUGACCCACUGGGCGUACUGCGCAGAGGCCGCGGGGACGCGCGCGGGGGCCCCGGGGGCGCGGACCGCUGCCGCCCCUUUCCCAGGUUCGCCUAGGCCACCAGCCCCGGCGGCCUCAGCCUCCAUCCUCCAAUCGGCUCAGGCCACGUGCAAGGUUGGAAGGUUGGGGUGUCUGCUUCUCUCCUUUCCCUUUGGGCCUGAGAGUCACCUGCGAGGUCCCAGCCGGGCACCACCGUUUGGAAUGAAACCCAACAGUGGGAGGUGGGAGAAACGGCUCAGAGGUUAAGAGCUUGUGCUGCUCACGCAGAGGACAGUUCUCAGCACCCACAACUACCUGUAAUUCUAGCUCCAGGGGAAUCUGAUGCGUCUAGCCUGUUUGGGCACCUGCACUCACAUGCACAUACAUACCCACAUACACAUACACGUAAUUUAUAAUGUUAAUCUGUUUUAAAGACCCUAACAGUAAACUAGACACCUGGCUUUUAAUUUUUUUUUUUUUUUUUUUUGACUAACAGGUAUACUAGACACUUGGCUUUUAUUAGCCUGUCUCUUGCCUAGCAUUCUCGUCGAUCAAUUAGCAUUAAGAAACAGUGGUUCAGAGUUCACACCUUGAACACAGGGAAGAGGCUAUCUCUACAGCUUUUUGUUAUUGUUCUGGGACCCACACGGGUUUUUUAGUUGAGUGCCUUAAUGGAUUCACUGGGCAAGUCGAAAAAAACACUGAUGUCUUCUUUCUGGAAGAGCUUUCAAAAAAGAUUGGCAGGAGGCUGACAAACAGAUCCAAACACGCGGUGAACUGAAGCAUGUUCCGCAAAGCUCAGUCUCCCUGCAGAUUGAACACUCUGCCAGAUUCGCAGAACUAGUGCUGACCCCGCUCCGUCCCCAGCUCUCUGUGAUAGGACACAGAUAGCCCUGGCUUAGCAAAGUCCACCUUGCUAGGGAGGUUUGCGAAAUGCAAAUGCACGAACUCUUUCUGAAGAUGCAUUUUAGUGAAAGCCUCCACCAGCAGGCUGAGUUGUGAUGUAUUCUAGGUGAACUGUGAAAACAUGCCAGGAAAGGAAGAGUCCUUGAGACGUGGGGCUGCUCUAGGUUAGGUUUUCUGUGGACUGGGGGAGAGGGGGUAGAGGGGUGUCUUUUUUUUUUCUUUCUUCUAAGUGAAAUGGGAUCCAAUGGGUCUAGCUAGCAGGAGAGGUCUCUAGCAGGGGCUAACCCAGAAAUGGAGGCUACUCUUGGGAACUCUUAGGGCAUUAAAUGAAGACACUUUUCAGUCAUCCCAAAAACCCCGGGGCUGUCCUGGGGCGAGCAUAGCUUCACCAUGAACAGCAAGAAAGCAGGCUUUGAGGCUCUGCUCUCUUCUGAGCCUUAGCUGGUGAUAGACUUCAACAAAGGGCGCCCCUUCCUCCCUCUAUUUAAAGGAGUACCUGAAGAGUGCUCAUUCACACAACUUCGUGAUUUCCACUGUCUUCAUGUACACAGACGUAGAAAUGAAUCCAUUGUUUUUUGCUUGUCAGAGGAACGUCAGGCAAUGUGAAGGACCAGCUCCCACUCUGAAAUACUAAAACCGUCGACCAUAGUGGUAGAUGCCAUGUACCCCAAACCUUUUCUCCACUGGCUCUCAUUUCCUGUUGGGAAUAUUGGUCUGGACAGUAGCCACCAGAGGCCCUCCCACUGAGGCAAUUCUGUGGAAAAACCCUGAAAGGACUUGAGAAGCAAACUGGUCGUGAGCUCACAAGCUCAGCAGCAAGCACCAUGGGGCUUUCUUUUUCACAGAGCCAAGGUAACCUUGUAAUUUCUUAGGUCCCUUCGCAUGUGGCAAUAUUUAUUUAUUUAUUUGGAAGAUUUUUUUUGCCUAUCACUCUAUAUUUAUAGUUAUUUAUAAAAUGUAACGCCCACUUCUUUCCUUCUGUUUUAAAUAAAAAUAAAAUUUCUUUCA